CUCUCUGCCGUCGGUGAUAAGCCUCCGGCAUCCCGGCACAUGUACGCGCUCGUUGUUUGGUCGGCACACAACGCAUUCGAACGCACUAUAUAUACAUACGGUAUUUUUUUCUCCGUUUCGGUCGCGUCAUUAUAAUAAUCCCGAAAAGUGUCACGAGCCCGACCCGGCACGCUCAUGCAUCCGCCCGCCAUAAUACAGUCGUAGUCGUAGUCCUCCGCGUGCACCGUCCAAGACACGUCCUCCGCGCUCGUCUUCCUGCCGUUAAAAUCAGGAAUUCGAAUUUUAAUUUUUUGUUUUCCGUGCCUGUAUUCGAGUGUGUGCGCCUGUGGUGACGAGAGUUUUUCUCUACUUCUCUGUCGUCCCCGUCCACCGAUACCUUGAGGCAGCGGUGUUCGUUAACUGAAAACACUGAGCGCUUUACACAUUAUCUUCCAGGAUCCUCUGAAAAUACGUGCGGCGUUUCGACAAUACGUAAUAUUGUAGUCACCGAGACCAGAAUGACGACGCGUCGUAAGUUCCUACUGUUGACGGUAAUGUUUUUGGCCUUAUACGGUACCGCUGGAGCCCAGUCACGUGGCACCUCGGGGCCAGUCGGCCGGAGCAUUUGCGACACUUGCGCGUGUGCCCCCGACAACGUCACUCCCGUGACGGUCAACUGCACUUGUACGAAGACAAAAUUGCUGAUCGUCCGGGAACAGGACACCGCGAUUCUGUCGUCUGUCCGGGAUUUGACAUUGGCCAGUUGCGGCUUCGUGUCGCUGCCGUCGUCCGGACUGUCAAGCUCGACGUCACUCGCCCGCGUCACGGUGCGUGACAUGAAACUGUUCCACUACACGGCCGGCUUGUUCCCGGCACUAGAGAGCCUGUCCGUCGAGGACGUCGGCGAGCUGGUACUCGACGGCUUCGGGCCAGCCAACCGGACGCUCCGUCACCUGACGCUCCGACGCACCACUGUCAUCAGGCUGGUCAAGGGCACGGUGACGGCGGCCGCACCACUUCGCCGGGUCCUGUUCGACCGGGUGGAAGUGGACGAGAUCGAAUCUGGAGCUCUGGCCAUGUCGUUCGUUAGUGACGGCGACAACGGUCAACAGGCGGCCGCCGACGGGUUCACGGUCGUCGAUUCUACGAUCAAAUUGGUGCAGUCAGGUGGCGUGACGGUACGGUCUGGCGCCGUCAGGAUCCUGAACAGCACUCUGGAUGAUUUAGCGUCUGGCGCUGUGGUAGUGGACGACGCGCGUGGUGGCAUCCGGCUGUCCGGCAACCGUCUUGGAGCGAUAACUGGUGACAGCGUGUCCGCGGUCCGGUGGGACGGUGAUGCAGCUGUACACGUGGACGGAAACGCGUUCCGCACACUUCCGGCUGACUUGCAGCUUCUCCGGUCCGAGCGGCCCGCCGAGUUCGUCGGCAACGACGUGGAUAACGUGGAUCUGGGCCCGUUCCUUUUCGGCCUGGGGCCCGCUGUCCGGGCGUCCGACAAUCGGUUCACAUGCGACUGUGACCCGCGACACAUUAGCGUGCUCAAGAUCAACCAGGUGUUCCCAGGCCUGCUGCAGCCGGACGUCGACAGCCGGUUCGCCCGUUUGCUGGCUGACAACUACUGCCGACAGCCGGCCAACAUCACGCUUGCCGGUUACAGGGACCUGCUGGUCAGGGAGAUUGUCUGCGAGGGUGCCAACGUGACCGCGGUCCAGCCGCCACAGUCACCUACAGCCCAAUCACCACCGUCCAGUGAUGUCACGGCCCCUAACCGUGGUAACACGGUCGCCACCUCCACUGCAGUGUACGUGACCGCAGCCACCGUCGCCACUUCGUUGCUGCUGCGCAACCUAUCUGUCAGCUGAACGCCUUUAGUGGUUUCCUAAUUCAAUUUUUUAAUAUUUUUUAUUUUAAACAUCUUUUUCAUUUUUUUUUACGUCAGAAAACUCUAUACCAUCGCAAUGCCGAACGGUUUUUAAACUUAAAAUCAUAAUAAUAUAAUGGUAAUAUAGGUAUUAUUACUUAAAUCGGUUUCAAUUUUAUUUUUAUUUUUAUAUUCCUACUUUGAAACUGUAUAGGUACAACCGAUGCGCUGUUCCUCCACAUAUAAUAAUAAUAAUAUUAGAUAUUAAAUUUGUAAAUAAUAUUAUGAUAUAUUUAGAUAAACAGUGUAAUUUUA
This is a messenger RNA of Myzus persicae (green peach aphid), 2155 nucleotides long. RefSeq lists its product as uncharacterized. The record is from RefSeq and is a predicted model, not a curated record. NCBI's taxonomy places the organism in Eukaryota, Metazoa, Arthropoda, Insecta, Hemiptera, Aphididae. Bases 498 to 1841 code for a protein of 447 amino acids. The transcript is spliced from 3 exons.